Erinaceus europaeus (western European hedgehog) is the source of this 2090-nucleotide messenger RNA. RefSeq names its product MFNG O-fucosylpeptide 3-beta-N-acetylglucosaminyltransferase (gene MFNG). Bases 268 to 1251 code for a protein of 327 amino acids. Gene Ontology annotation, molecular function: O-fucosylpeptide 3-beta-N-acetylglucosaminyltransferase activity. Gene Ontology annotation, biological process: pattern specification process; regulation of Notch signaling pathway. Lineage: Eukaryota; Metazoa; Chordata; Mammalia; Eulipotyphla; Erinaceidae. The transcript has 8 exons. The record is from RefSeq and is a predicted model, not a curated record. Gene Ontology annotation, cellular component: Golgi membrane.
CAGCCCCGCCCCUCGGGCUGCUGGAGGCUGGGGCGGGGCGGGGCGGGCAGUCAAGCCCAGGCGGGAGGGAGGGCGGCGAGCAGGUGGAGUGUUGGCGCCCGGCUGCCAUGGCUCAGCCUCCUGCCCAGGGCACCGGCUCCCACUUCUCCCCUCCGUGCCUGCUCGGGAUGCCCCGCGGACUCCUGCCCCUGCCGUCCUUCCCCUGCGCGCCGCCCGCCCCCCGGUCCCGCUGGGGUUAGGAGCCACGCCGUCUGGGGUCUCGGGCCCAUGCAGUGCCGGCUCCUCCGGGGCCUGGCGGGAGCCCUCCUCACCCUCCUGUGCACGGGGCUCCUCUCCCUCCACUACCGCUCCAGCCUGGCCGCCCAGAGGCUGCAGGAGUCCCCGCAGCUCAGCGCCCCCAGUGCCCCCAGCGCCCCCAGCCCUCAGCCCCCGGAGCUGCAGCUGCGGGACAUCUUCAUUGGCGUCAAGACCACCCAGGCCUUCCAUGGACCCCGCCUGGGGCUGCUGCUGGACACGUGGGUCUCCAGGACCAAGGACCAGACGUUCAUCUUCACUGAUAGAGCGGAUGCUGGCCUCCAGGAGAGACUGGGGUCCCACCUCGUGGUCACCAACUGCUCUUCGGAACACAGCCACCCAGCUCUGUCUUGCAAGAUGGCGGCAGAGUUUGAUGCCUUCCUGGCCAGUGGGCUGCAGUGGUUUUGUCACGUGGACGAUGACAACUACGUGAACCCGCGGACGCUGCUGAAGCUGCUGCGUGCCUUCCCGCAGACACAGGAUGUGUAUGUGGGGCGGCCCAGCCUCAACCGGCCCAUCAGGGCUUCAGAGCCUCAGCCCCACAACCACUCGAGGACGGUACAGUUCUGGUUUGCCACUGGGGGCGCUGGCUUCUGCAUCAACCGCAAACUGGCACUGAAGAUGGUGCCUUGGGCCAGCGGCUCCCGGUUCGUGGACACGUCGGCCCUCAUCCGCCUGCCUGACGACUGCACAGUAGGCUACAUUGUGGAGUGGAAGCUGGGGGGCCGCCUGCAGCCCUGCUCCCUCUUCCAUUCCCACCUGGAGACACUGCAGCUGCUGGGAGCCAGCCAGCUGCCAGAGCAGGUCACCCUCAGUUACGGCACCUUCGAGGGGAAGCUUAAUGUCAUUAAGCUACGGGGCCCCUUCUCCCCUGAGGAGGACCCCUCCAGGUUCCGCUCACUGCAUUGCCUCCUCUAUCCGGAUACUCCCUGGUGCCCACAGCGGAGCCCUCGAUGAGCCCUGCAGUGUGGGGCAGAGGCUAGGCUGGACCCUCUGGAGAUCACUGGCCUCCCAGGGAUGCCUUGAGUGGUGUGGGGGCUUCCCUGAAGGGCCUGGGAAUGACGGGAAGGCCCAAUAUGCAUGGUGGCUAGAGGCCAGAGCAGCCCAGGGCCCAGGGACCUUAAGUGAGGACCAGGGAGGUUCUUGAGCCAAGGCCUCCAUGGGCCUGGGGUGACUGACUUGAACAAGGAUGGGGUGUCUUUGAGCCAGGCUGGGGCUCAGGGGUCCUACCCCUCCUUAGAGUCCUUGGGAUCCCAGGAGGGUGGUGUGGCCUCAGCUCCCAGCUCCAUUUUCUCAGUUACCCCCUUGGGAUGAGCAUGGGACCACCCACUCCUGGUUCCCUUGGCUGUCUCCCUCCCCAACCCCCCAUCAGCUGGGAUAAUGGCAGAAUCUGGGGUCUGUCCAGGUGCUGUGUUUCCUACCAGGCUCCAGCUCCCUCCCCGUCCUCACACUUGCUGACAGUGUGAUCUUUUCUUAGAGGCCCAGCUGGUGGAUCAUUCUAGGUCUCAGCCAGCUUUUGCUUACUUACUCUGCUUCCCUAUCUCCCUUGCCAUUAGGAGUCACCAGUUACCUAGCCCUGACCAGAGCCCUGCUAGUGUGAACGAAGCUCGCCCACAGCAGAGCUUCUGAGGAUCAUUUUAUAGUUUCACAAAUCUUUCUGUGGUGAAUGUACGUGUGAUGUCUGAAGCUGGGGCAGCCACUUUGCUUCCAUGAAAGCAAAAUCAAAACAACUGCCCUCCACAGGGGUCCUUUCCAACAUGUGUUUCUGUAAGAAAAUUAAACACUUAUUUGCUUAA